AUGCCGUCGGUCUCACUGAACAGUGACCAGAUUUAUCAAGAAUUUUCUCCUAUGAGCGAUGAUGAUACUGAACGGCUAAUAACCUCGUCAAACAAGAAAUCUAGUUCCUUGGAUCCUAUCCCAACUAAAUUUGUCGUCGAAUGCCUGGAUGUUCUUCCGCCUGUUAUUACCAAAAUGAUUAACCUUUCACUAGAGUCUGGCAUUUUCCCAUGUGUCUGGGAAGAGGCUGAUGUCCAGCCAAGACUCAAGAAACAAGGCUUGGAAGUAAUAUUUGAAAUCUACGACCUAUCUCCAACCUCCCAUACGUUUCAAAACUAG
Paramuricea clavata is the source of this 318-nucleotide messenger RNA. NCBI's taxonomy places the organism in Eukaryota, Metazoa, Cnidaria, Anthozoa, Malacalcyonacea, Plexauridae. The record is from the annotation of a GenBank genome assembly.